Molecule: messenger RNA, 2994 nt
Organism: Melospiza melodia melodia
Lineage: Eukaryota; Metazoa; Chordata; Aves; Passeriformes; Passerellidae
Product: complement component receptor 1-like protein
Exons: 14
Coding region: 242-2362 (706 amino acids)
Source: RefSeq, a predicted model, not a curated record
GGUCAGCGGGCCAGCUCUGAUUUCUGCGGAAUUGAAGUUUCUCUCUGUGGGGCCAGAUCUGAGCAUGUGGGCACUAUAAAACCCCUCCUUUGCCUGGGGAGACCUGGAAGAGAGCAGUCCCUGUUCCAUCCUGUGAGUGCUGAACACGCCAGGGCUCUCCAUCUCCUGCCUCCACUGCCCCAGGUACUGUCCCAGGAGGGGGAUGUGGUGACAUCUGUGGGACCUGCAGGCAGGAAUAACCAUGCCAGCUUUGGAGCUGGGGAGGCAGAGGAGCUGUGCCGCCGUGCUUGGGUCCCUCCUCACUGCUGCUCUCAUUGUCACUGUCCACAGUCGCUGUCCCCCUCCAGCACGAUCUCCAUCAGCAGAGCCCAAGCGGCGGCUGGAGGGCAUCGAGCACUUCCACUAUGGCUACAGGGUUGAGUUUGUCUGCAGGCCAGGCUAUGUGAGAAACGCUCGCGUUUCAAACGUCCUCACCUGCGGAGUGAACGGGCUGUGGCGUGGACCCAGUGACAUCUGCAUACCCAGGGCGUGCAGCUACCCCGGGGAGCUGGCCAAUGGCAGACUGGUCGUGCCUGAAGCGUUCACUUUUGGUUCCAAAGUGACAUUCACCUGCAAUGCUGGGUACAGACUGAUUGGAGACACUGAGACUGAAUGUGUGAUCAGAAAUGAGGUUCUUACCUGGGACAGAGAUUUUCCCACUUGUCAGGCAAUUCCCUGUGCACCCCCUCCAGAAAUAGAGAAUGGGCAGCACAGUGGGAUGGACAAGGACCAUUUUCAGUAUGGGGACUCUGUCACCUACCAGUGCCACAGGCCCAGGAGGGGAGAGAGACCUUUCUCCUUGGUGGGAGAGGCCUCCAUUUUCUGCACAAGCAAGGACAACCUGAACGGUGUGUGGAGCAGCCCAGCUCCAGAAUGCAAAGUGGUGACCUGCAAGCAGCCAAGAGUGGAGAAUGGGAAGCUGCUGAGUGUGUCCCAGCCUGACUACAGCUUUGGGGACACGGUGGCGUUCGACUGCGACCUGCACUACAGCCUGAGCGGCAGCGACACCUCCACCUGCAGGGACAACGGCCUCUGGGAGCCCCCCGUGCCCCUCUGCCAGCGCAGCAGCUGUGAUGACCCCCCAGAUGUGAGGAAUGCUGUGAAAGCCAGGCUGGCUGGCAACCUGUUCCCUGUGGACACCGUGGUCACCUACGAGUGCCAGCAGGGCCACCAGUUCAGUCCAGGGCAAACCACCUGGAACAUCAGCUGCCUGCAGGACUUUGUGUGGAGUGAAGCCCCACCUCCAUGUGAAAGAAUUCCUUGCCCAGAUCCACACAUCCCAAAUGGAAGGCCCUUGCACCCAUGGCAAGUGAAAGAGGUUUAUGAGAGCGGGGACAGGCUGGAGGUGGCAUGCAGUGACGGAUUUGCUUUCAAAGGCCGUGGCAGCAGCAUCACCCUCCUCUGUGGCAGCGAUGGUGAAUGGGAUCCAGCAGUGCCAGAGUGCAUUCCAGAACCACAUUGCCCAAAGCCAGACAUCCCUCAUGGAAAGGAGGUUUAUAAAGGCAGAAGUGACUACUCAGUGGGGACCCAGGUGAGGCUGGCCUGUGAGGAGGGCUUUGUCCUCAGGGGCUCUGAGUCCAUCACCUGUGGGGCUGAUCAGAGCUGGGAGCCCGAGGUGCCCUUCUGUGACAAAGCCUGUGGGCCCCCUCCCCAGAUUGCCUUUGGGCAGCACUCUGGCAGGGGUGGCAGGGAGUUCUCUUAUGGCUCCAAGGUGACCUACAGCUGUGCAGAGGGGCUGUCCCUGGUGGGGGACGAGUCCCUCUACUGCACCUCGGACGAUGGCAAGAGCCUGGCGUGGAGUGGACCUGCCCCGGAGUGCAGGGCGGUUCGGUGCCCCAAGCCCGUGGUGGAGAGGGGAAGGAUGACCCCACAGAUGUUCACCUUUCCCUAUGGGCUGCUCCUGAAUUUCUCCUGCGAGGAAGGCUUCAGGCUGCGUGGUGCUGCCCAGAGCCAGUGCCAGGCUGAUGGCACCUGGCACCCGCCCGUGCCCACCUGCCAGCCAGUUCAGUGCCCCAGGCUCCCCAGGCAGGAUGAUGUGGUGAUUUCCUUCAACAAGAUGUGGUAUGAGGUGAAUGAAACUGUGACCUUCUACUGUGAUAUGCGCUUAGUGGCACCUUCCAAAACCACCUGCUCAGCUGAUGGCACCUGGACACCACCACCCACGUGUAGGAAAAAUGAGGUGUGUGAGAGGGUGCUUCAAACCAAAGCAGCUUUUCAGUGUGGAAUGCCUCUGUCAGAACUGAAAACCUGGCUGGAAGUCCAAAAGCUCUCCCUGGAGAUCCAGAAACUUGAAAAGGAGCUAAGACUCACCACCUACGGCUGACUGGUGGCACUGGGAUCGUAAGAACCAUCCUCUGUGUGUUGGAUCAUGAUGCUGACUGAGGAUUUCUAUGACUUUGAAGUAGCCAGGACAAAAUCUAACAAUUGGCCAUGGAUUUGGUCACAUGAGGAGCCAAUGACUUGUGAGUCAGUGACUUGUGAGUCAAUUUUUAGAGCUCACCAGGUUCAGUUUGUAGAUCACUUUAUGCCUUUCAAAGCUUCACAUUUAGGUCUGUUUGCUACACUGGCAGUGCACAGUUAGGAAGGAAUGGAGUGGAAAGUGAAUUUUGGUGGUAGAAAGAGGCAUGAACGUGGUGAGAGCCACUCACCUCUCCAGUCUAUCCCAGUGCUGCCCAGUUCACACACACUGCACUCAUUAGUGGGAACAACCCCUUCACUGCCUAAUUACUUUUCUCAGCACCACGAAAACCUCAAAGCCUCUGUCCUAGCAAAGCAAAAAUGCCAGGUAUUCUUCCCAAGCAGGAUGGAAGUGUGUGCCCCAAGGACAAAUAACAGUGUACAGAAAGAAAUGAAUGGUUCUGAUUUAUUUUUUCUGCACCAUCCAGUGAAGGGAAAGCACUGUGUGGGCCACGUGUCUUGUGAUGGGAUUAAAAUAAACCUGAAAUUGUAAAAACA